Molecule: messenger RNA, 930 nt
Organism: Canis lupus familiaris (dog)
Lineage: Eukaryota; Metazoa; Chordata; Mammalia; Carnivora; Canidae
Gene: UCP2
Product: uncoupling protein 2
Biological process (GO): mitochondrial transmembrane transport; mitochondrial transport; response to cold
Cellular component (GO): mitochondrial membrane
Molecular function (GO): oxidative phosphorylation uncoupler activity
Source: RefSeq, marked provisional
AUGGUUGGGUUCAAGGCUACGGAUGUACCCCCUACUGCCACUGUGAAGUUCCUGGGGGCUGGCACAGCUGCCUGCAUUGCAGAUCUCAUCACCUUUCCUCUGGACACCGCUAAAGUCCGGCUGCAGAUCCAAGGAGAAAGGCAGGGGCCAGUGCGGGCUGCGGCCAGCGCCCAGUACCGAGGCGUGCUAGGCACCAUCCUGACCAUGGUGCGCACUGAGGGCCCCCGUAGCCUCUACAGUGGGCUGGUCGCCGGCCUGCAGCGCCAGAUGAGCUUUGCCUCUGUCCGCAUCGGCCUCUACGACUCUGUCAAGCAAUUCUACACCAAGGGUUCUGAGCAUGCUGGCAUCGGGAGCCGCCUCCUGGCAGGCAGCACCACAGGUGCCUUGGCUGUGGCUGUAGCCCAGCCCACAGAUGUAGUAAAGGUCCGGUUCCAGGCUCAGGCCCGGGCUGGAAGUGGCCGGAGAUACCAAAGCACUGUUGAUGCCUACAAGACCAUCGCCCGAGAGGAAGGGUUCCGAGGACUCUGGAAAGGGACCUCUCCCAAUGUUGCUCGUAAUGCCAUUGUCAACUGUGCUGAGCUGGUGACCUACGAUCUCAUCAAGGACGCCCUCCUGAAGGCCAACCUCAUGACAGAUGACCUCCCUUGCCACUUCACUUCUGCCUUCGGGGCAGGCUUCUGCACCACCGUCAUCGCCUCCCCCGUCGAUGUCGUCAAGACGAGAUAUAUGAACUCUGCCCUAGGCCAGUACAGCAGCGCUGGCCACUGUGCCCUCACCAUGCUCCAGAAGGAGGGUCCCCGAGCCUUCUACAAAGGGUUCAUGCCUUCCUUUCUCCGUUUGGGUUCCUGGAACGUGGUGAUGUUUGUCACCUAUGAGCAGCUCAAACGGGCCCUCAUGGCUGCCUGCACUUCCCGGGAGGCUCCCUUUUAA